GGAGAAACCGCAAAACUUGAACAAAGGUAGCCGAAGAAGCUAAUAAAUACUCUCUGUCUCUCUCACACAUUACAUGCUCACGCUUCUUUGUUUUUGAAGAACCAUUUCGUGUGCUCUUUGCUGCGUCGCGUAGCCGUCAGAAUCAGCAGAAUCAAGACACCAUGAACUCGCUUCCUCCUGCUGCUAAUGGUGGUUUGGCGAAGAGAAAGAGGGGUCGUCCACGCAGAGAAGAUACCACAACUCCAAACCCGGAGACGAACUUGUUAGGUAAGAUGGUGUCUGGUGUGCUCGAAGGAACUUUCGACGCAGGCUAUAUUCUUAACGUCAAGGUGAAAGACAGUGACAUCAGAUUCAGAGGUUUUUUGUUUAAUCCACGUAUGGUCCAACAAGUCACUCCAGAAACGGACCUGGCUCCUCAUCUUAAAAUGUAUGGAAAAGGAGAUAACAAGAGCAAUGAAACUGAUCAACCUCUCCCUACUGAUCAAGCAAGGAAUGAUGCUGCUGACACCACUGACUCGGAGUUUGCUGAAUCUGCUCAAGCGUUGACACUGUUGCAGCAGGGGUGCAAUGUAAGAUUCCCGGUGCCACCAAAGGAAGCUACUGCUCAGAAAGAUGGAGUCAAUGCACAAGUAGCGAAUCGGCUAAUGGAGUUUUUUCCAACUCCAGUCUCGACCGUUGGCACUGCUCAAGGACCAAGUCGUGGCGUGGUACAGAAUGAGGUUCGCGGAUUCGACCUUAUGAUCGUGGAACCUGUUUCUCAAGGAGAGUACGUGCCAGAAGAGCUUCAGCUAGAGCUUGGAAACAGGUCAACAUCAAGUGGCGAGAUGAACAAGUAGCAGAGCUGCUUGAAGGAGAGAAGAAGGAAGAUUGAUAGCAACAUGGAAGAAGAAGCUACUUCUUAAGUGUAGGAGUUGAAACUCUGUUCGGUUGUUUAUGUGUAACAGACCUCAAUUGUAUUUUCUGUUGUCUUCUCCCUCAGUUUAUGUUUUACAGACUUGAGUUAUAUCUGUUGUAAUACAAUGUUACGCAAACAUUUAUUUUUAGUUAUCUUUUCAUCUAA
Messenger RNA from Capsella rubella, 1060 nucleotides. RefSeq lists its product as uncharacterized. The transcript has 2 exons. Lineage: Eukaryota; Viridiplantae; Streptophyta; Magnoliopsida; Brassicales; Brassicaceae. The record is from RefSeq and is a predicted model, not a curated record. Bases 162 to 836 code for a protein of 224 amino acids.